ACUACCGUCGCAUGUUGUACUUGUGGCUUGUGCACCAUUCGCAAGGUUAUGGCAAGGUGUACAGGUCAAAGUCAACGUUAGAGAAAUGAGAGAAAAGAAAUGAACUUGUGAAGAGAAGAUUACAAAACUGCGAAAUGUCAUACAAAGCUAGGGUUAUAUCUGCUUGAAUUUACAUUUUGAUGCAUGACUUUGUGUUUGGACGCAUUGCAUGACACUUCAUCUGUCAGUGAGCUGCCCAAGAAACCAGAAUGUGGAGACCAUUUUAUAAUAAAUUAGAGUCACUUGGCUCGGGAGUUAAACGUUUCAGUUUUGACACUGUGUUUCUGGGACGCUUCCUGAGGCUGCAGAAGGUGAUGUUUCCAGGAGUGACAUCGAUCACAGUUCUCCUGUUCAUCUUUCUUCUCACCAUCCUGCUGUUACAGGAAGUAGUCACAUACAGUGUGGGUUUGCUGCCAUCUCGUUUCUACAAAGUGUUGGGUGAAAAGGAUAUGCCAGGGUUCAAGACAGAGCUCAUCUUUGCGACUAUACUCAUUUGUGCAAUUGCAUUUAUAAAGAGUACGGGUCAGUACACCAGCUCCCUACUUUAUGUAACUUGGAGAAAGUUUGUGUGCAAUAGGCUUCAUCGCAUAUACUUCCAGGACUCAAACUAUUACAAGCUUAAUGUAUUGGACAACACCAUUGACAAUCCAGACCAGAGAAUUACGCAGGAUGUGGACAAGCUUUGCAAACAGUUCAGCCAGGUUGUGCCUGAGCUUCUUAUUUCUCCAUUCACGAUCGCAUACUACACAUAUCAAGCAUGGAAGAGCACUGGUUGGCUGGGACCGGUCAGCGUCUUUGUGUUCUUCGUCGUGAGCACGGUGGUGAACAAGCUUCUCAUGUCUCCCAUAGUCAACCUCGUUGUCCAGCAGGAGAAAAACGAGGGCAAUUUCAGGUUCAAGCACAUGCAGAUACGCGCAAACGCCGAGUCGGCAGCAUUCUACAAGGCUGACAGGGUCGAGGAGGCACGGACCAAUCAGAAGCUGGACUUGCUGUUAGACAUACAAGCACGGCUGAUGAACCGGGAAUAUCUCCUACAUUUUUCGAUAAACUUCAUUGACUACAUCGGGAGCAUUCUGAGCUAUGUUGUGCUGGCGAUACCAAUAUUUGCUGGUGUUUAUGAUGACCUAAAUUCGGCUGACCUCUCUGCACUCAUUAGCCAGACUGCAUUUGUAUGCAUCUAUCUCAUCUUUUCAUUCACACGCCUCAUAGACCAGUCUGUGAAGCUGACAGAUAUUGCUGGAACGGCACACAGGAUAGGAGAGUUAAUAGAGGUCAUUCAACGUGUGGAAAAGCCCAACACUAUUAACAGUAGUAGCUCUAGUGGAUUUGACAGCAGUGCUACUGCAGAAUCACUCAUGGAUAAGAGUGUCACGUGCAUGGAGCAUGUGCGACUCGCAUACAAACUAGAGAAUGUCAGUUACGCACCACCGAAUGACGACAAGCUUUUAGUAAAAGGUCUGAAUAUGCAGAUCAUGGGUGGCGUGAACAUUCUUGUGACUGGAGACAGCAGCUGUGGCAAAACCUCACUAAUGCGCAUCUUGGCCGGGCUCUGGAACUCUGCCUCAGGUAAAGUUGAGCAGAUGAUUAAAAUUGGUCCAAGUGGAAUGCUAUUUCUUCCUCAAAAGCCAUUCUUAAGUGAUGGUAGUCUGAGGCAGCAGAUAAUAUACCCAUUCAAAGACAGCUAUGCUGGAACAGGUUCAGAAGAGGAUGCGAAAAUAUUAGAGUAUUUGAAUCUAGUCGACAUGACCACACUACUGGAAAGGACUGAGGGUCUGGACACUUACCAGGAAUGGAACUGGUACGACGUACUGUCUCCGGGAGAGAUGCAGAGGCUAUCGUUUGUUCGACUCUUCUUCCAUUCGCCCAUGUUUGCAGUUCUCGAUGAAGCUACCAGUGCAGUGUCAGCCAACAUGGAAAAGACACUCUACGCUACCUGUCGGCAGCUAGGGAUAACUUUGGUGAGUGUUGGACAUCGUGCAUCCGUGAGGCAAUAUCAUGAUGUUGAACUGAACCUAGAUGGCACUGGAGGUUGGAAAAUGGAUCCCAUUAAGACAGAGUCACCCAGUGAACAAGAGCUUUCUAACCAUCUGUGAUUUCAUUUGAUAUAUAAUAGCAAGUUGCCAUUAAUUAUUGAUUUAUGUGCCCCAGAAUUUAUAUGAGAAAUUAUUUUUGUAUAAUUAUUAUUUCGUGCAGUCUGUAUAUAGACAAAAAGUCUAUAGGAGAUUUUUGUACAAAUCUCUGUUUGUGAGCUAAAAUUAAAAACGUGGAUAAGAAGUUUUCUGUGGAAUAGCAUUCUAUCGUCCAUCUACCCUGUCGUUACCAGUUCUAAGCCUUAUUAACUACACUUCAUGAUACUGCCAUCACGUUACCUACCGGUUGAAUAUUGGCAGUACUGUCAGAGGUGUAUUAAUUGCUGCCAUCUGGCUAGAGGCAAUCCACAUGCUCUUUGUCAUAGGCAAGCUCAAACCUGAAGGGACUGUAAUUUCCCAACCGAAGAUUCUUGCUGAUAAAUCAGGUCAAUUGUGAUAUCACAAAGCAGUUAAGUUAUCAAAGAGCUAUUGUGGUGUCACAUAGUAGUUGUCAUAUAACAGCACAAUUGGAAUAUCACAGAGAAAUUAGGAUGUCGCAGAGCAGUUGGGAUAUCACAGCGCAAUUGUGGUGUCAUACAAAGAUUGUGGUCAUGCCAUAUGCAUUGCCAAUUUCCAAUUGCCACGGAUGCCCUGUAUCACCUCUGUACUGCUUAUCGGUCACACAGCCACGUCAGGCUGUGUUUAUUGUUGGACCCUGUAGUGCUUACACAUCAUGUGUGCAGACUAGCACAACAAAUGGCAGAUUGUGUGAACAUGCUAUGCUGGUGAACACGGCAGAAGUUGACCAAACAUUAGAGGGUGCUGUGAGUGGAUUGCAACUAGUUUGUAUAUUGUGCACUCUACUAUAUUUCCAACAGGUGGCGGCAGCUUAGUUCAGAUCAUUCGGUUUACAGACAGUGACAAAACGUUUGUACUAUUAGGUCGAGUACUACUUUUUAAAAAGUAGUACUAAAAAGUGCUAUUAGUGAAUGGGUUGAAACUUCCAUCUAGCAGGAAUUCUCAAAAAAAAUUCAUAUACCGUUCAAUUACAAUCAAGAUGAGGCCAGUUUACAUGUUCAUUAAAUGAAAUGCGUAGGUACCAGAUAUACUCUGCUACCAGUUUGAAUAUGUAAUUGUGUCAAUCAUUGUGUGGUAAAUAUUUUUUAAACUCAUGUAUGUUGACCCGUCGCGUGUCUUGUUAUAGGUUUUAUAAUGUUGCACAGUUGCAACUACAGGUGCGUUGAUAUAUGUUGCACCUAUAUAGUCUCGAUGUGGCGCGUGCGCGAGGUAAUGGCAUAUCAGCUAGAGUGUUACCAGAGACACAAAUAUAUCUAACCAAUACUUUGCUAUGCUGUGUUAUGAAAUGCCAUGGUGGCAUGUCAAUGUGUGUCCGAGGUAACCUUGCCUCUCAUAUCUGGUGCUCAGUAGUGACUAUGGCCUACAGUGCAUUACGGCUAUAUUAAAAUCUUUGUGACGCCUAUGAAAAUAAAAAAAACGUCUUUAUCACACACGCACACACACACGCACACACACACGCACGCACGCACGCACGACUCGUAUUCAAUGAAACCGUCAAACGUAAUCCAGUGGAGGCUAUUGUUCCCAUAGCUAUAGGUGAAUGCACACAAAACUACCAAAUCAGCAUAUAUAUACCUUGUCAACCUCUAGCCGUUGUAUGACAUGUCUAUGUUGCAGGAGUACAAUUUUAUAGCUAUAUAGUGUGAUGUUCAUGUUGACAGUAAAUGUGCCAAAACAUUACCAAAGUCGUUAGAUUAGAAAUGGUCACGGCUAUGCCCAAAUAUGGUUAGAUCCAUUCCAUGAUGCGAAAAUAGUCAGAUCACAGUGGUUACAGAAUUGCAGUAAAAAGAGGAUGGAAUUAGUACCAGGAGUAAAUAAUAGGAGGAUACUUUACGCCUGCUUGUGUAUUGUGGGUUGAGUGUUGUAAACUAUGAGUAUCAUGAGUUUUGGAAUUCGACCUUUUAUUCAGUAUCAGUGUAAGGGGAGUAGAGUAACGCCGUAGACUAUUCCUAGUUUACCUAAGCAGAUGUGAUAUAUUACUACUAGUCUGUCGCGAACAAAUUUUUUAGCAAUAUUAAAAUCAUUCGAUGGCAAAACAA
Messenger RNA from Priapulus caudatus, 4225 nucleotides. RefSeq names its product ATP-binding cassette sub-family D member 4-like. The record is from RefSeq and is a predicted model, not a curated record. Gene Ontology annotation, cellular component: peroxisomal membrane. The transcript is spliced from 18 exons. NCBI's taxonomy places the organism in Eukaryota, Metazoa, Priapulida, Priapulimorpha, Priapulimorphida, Priapulidae. Gene Ontology annotation, molecular function: ATP hydrolysis activity; ABC-type transporter activity; ATP binding. Gene Ontology annotation, biological process: very long-chain fatty acid catabolic process; fatty acid beta-oxidation; peroxisome organization. The coding region runs from base 249 to 2132 and encodes 627 amino acids.